Musa acuminata AAA Group (dessert banana) is the source of this 1037-nucleotide messenger RNA. RefSeq names its product transcription factor MYB2-like. The record is from RefSeq and is a predicted model, not a curated record. The transcript is spliced from 3 exons. Lineage: Eukaryota; Viridiplantae; Streptophyta; Magnoliopsida; Zingiberales; Musaceae. Gene Ontology annotation, cellular component: nucleus. Bases 58 to 828 code for a protein of 256 amino acids. Gene Ontology annotation, molecular function: DNA-binding transcription factor activity; sequence-specific DNA binding. Gene Ontology annotation, biological process: regulation of DNA-templated transcription.
CCCAUCCCCUGCAGUUGCAGCCUUCGGAGGACAGUUACAGGGAUAGUGGAAGAGUCGAUGGAGUUCCAUGGGAAGAGUUGUGGUGGUGAGGAGGAGCUGGACUUGCGAAGAGGGCCUUGGACUGUGGAUGAGGACCUUAUUCUGGUGAAUUAUAUUGCUGUUCAUGGCGAGGGGCGUUGGAAUUCUCUGGCUCGUUGCGCAGGACUGAAAAGAACUGGAAAGAGCUGCCGGCUCCGAUGGCUCAACUACCUUCGGCCCGACGUCCGGCGCGGCAACAUCACUCCGGAGGAGCAGCUCCUCAUCCUGGAGCUCCACUGCCGCUGGGGAAACCGGUGGUCCAAGAUAGCGCAACACUUGCCGGGGAGGACCGACAACGAGAUCAAGAACUACUGGAGGACGAGGGUGCAGAAGCACGCGAAGCAGCUCAAGUGCGACGUCAACAGCAAGCAGUUCAAGGACGUCGUGAGAUACCUGUGGAUACCUCACCUCGUCGAGAGGAUCCGCGCGACCUCCGGCGGCCCCACGGCCGCCGCGUACGAGAAUGUGGCGGUGCCGGUUACCAGCGGUCCGCCGGAGAACUCAAGCACGGCCGGGUCGUCGUCGCUGGACACGCUCGGGACUCAAUUCUCGCCGCCUGCGGUUUCCGACGGCUUCGCAGCCGGCGGCACGCAGGGGGGUGAGGAUAACAGCGCUGACGUGAGCCAGCUCGGUGAGUUCCUGCCGAUCCCGGACGGGUAUGCUGACCUGGAGUUUCCGGACUUCGAUCAAGGGAUGUGGGGAGACAACUUGUGGACUGUGGAAGACGUGUGGCUGCAGCAACAGUUUUAAGAAGAUGAGGAAGACGGAACUAAGAAGUACUGUAAACAAAGACACAACACUAAGCAUACGUUUACAGAAGAGAAAAUUUGUAGAUUUUUCCCAAAACUUAAUAUUUAUUAUUUUUCUUUUAAGAGGAAUACUGGAGUUGUAAUCCUCAUUCUUUGGGUUAACAUGUAAUCAAGCUUUGACACUAAAAGGAAUCUGUCAAAAGUAGAUAA